CUGAAAAUAUUAACCGGAUAUACACCAACAAAGAAGAACACUCAGGAAGUUAGCUAGCCCGGCAAACAAACCGGUGCCAGAGGGAAAAACCGGAUAAAAAGAAAAUAUGCGAAGGUGAAUAAGAGUUCGUGUUGCCUUUUUAAAGACGUUUAAUCUGCUGUUUAUUUCAAGACGCUGACUUUGACGCGGUGAUGUAGAGUCAACAUAAAUAAAGGCCCCAUAUACAACCGGGCUCUCUGUCCGAUGAUUCAGCAGGAUGAUACCUAACUGACCUACCAUAGUGAACCUUAUUGGCAUGCCUCUCUGCCUCGCUGUUCACCAAGAUCCAAACAUGCCGCUCCAGUUUGUCUAUAGCAAGGAGGACUUUGUCAAAGGUGUGUGUCGGAGAAGCGGAAACAGCCUUGGGAUGGCAUCUCCGCCAACAAAGUUUGACAGAACCAUCCAAGCCGGCUGGACAGACAGGAUGAACAGGGGACUCUUUCGCUACCAUCUGGGUGAUUUACAAACACGCAUCCUGCCGGGCCUGUGUGGCUAUGUGGCCCAGCUGAAUGUUCAAAGAGGAAUAGAGAGAAGAAAGCCUCAGGAGAUACUGAGCAUUCAGCAGGAGUUCAGUGCCAAGCAGUUUAAUUUUAACAAAAUCAAUCCAGAAGAAAUAAUAUGUGAGAUGGUAAAGGACACUGAGGGGGUAAAUGAAAAGGGACAGCUGCAUCAACAAUGCAGGAUGGUUGUGCUGGUUAACGUCAGCCCUUUGGAGUUUGGGCAUUGUCUCUUUGUUCCAGAUCCCUCACGCUGUUUCCCACAGGUCCUUACAAGGUUCGCCAUCCAGGCUGGCAUUGAAUCUGUGCUCCUUAGUGCCGAUGCUGGCUUCCGUGUGGGGUUCAACAGUCUUGGAGCAUUUGCGUCUGUCAAUCAUUUGCACCUACAUGGGUAUUACCUGGACCAUGAGCUCAAGGUAGAAUCUAUGGCAGUCAAGCCGCUGGUUCCUGCAGAGGGGUUUUAUUGCUUAUUGGACUUUCCUGGUGGCUUUUUGUUUUACACAGAAUCAGAGUGGGUGGAGAAAGUUGCCAGAGCCAUCUGUAAAGUGACAGACUUUCUUGUGGAGUGUAACAUUGCUCACAACCUGUUCUUGACUAGAGGAUGUCCACCCUGUGAUCACAUGCAGAAAGAAGAGGAUCGCUGUUCAAGAAAAGGUGUUCGUAUCGUUUUGUGGCCCAGAGUAUCAUGCUUCGGGGCCAAGGAGGAGUCUGCCUUCAAUGUUGCUCUCUGUGAGCUGGCUGGACAUUUACCAUUUAAGAACAAGAAGGACUAUGAGCUUACAACUGAGAAAGACGUAAUAGAUAUCAUCCAGAGGUAUCUUUUGCCUGAUGCACAGUUUCACACGUUGGAACAACAGCUUAUUUCUCAUUUGAUGGAUUUAUAACGAAUCAACUAGAUUAGACACUACAACGUCUGAAAUAUGUGUUUUUGGUGACAUCAAGCGAUGUCAUUUCAUUUAGAAAAAUAUAUCUUCACACUGGAUUAUACUUUAGGAGCUAUGUUAUCUCCUUUUGUGGUGUACAAAAAUACCUUCCAACAUAAUUUAUCAAUGAUAGUAUAUUUAAUAGACUAAUGAAAGUGUUGUAUUAAAACUGGUUUCAAAUAAAUUGCCAAAAGUAUUUUAACCAUAAA
This is a messenger RNA of Micropterus dolomieu (smallmouth bass), 1668 nucleotides long. RefSeq names its product GDP-D-glucose phosphorylase 1 (gene gdpgp1). Bases 296 to 1420 code for a protein of 374 amino acids. Gene Ontology annotation, cellular component: cytoplasm. The record is from RefSeq and is a predicted model, not a curated record. Gene Ontology annotation, molecular function: GDP-D-glucose phosphorylase activity. Lineage: Eukaryota; Metazoa; Chordata; Actinopteri; Centrarchiformes; Centrarchidae. The transcript is spliced from 2 exons. Gene Ontology annotation, biological process: glucose metabolic process.